UUCCGAGCAGAUAGAAAGGCAACAUCAGAAAAUGUCCAGGUUCGUUGUACCUACACAAAUCUAUACAAAUUUAUUUAAACAAAAAUAACCAUAAAAUUUAUAUAUAUUUGCCAUUUGCCGUUUGGUUUUGUGUUCUUCGUAUACAAAGACGCCUCUGUUUCUCUUUCUCCCUCGACUUUUACUUCUGCUACUAAUCACAGCUUCUAAUUCCUAUUAAAUGGCGUUGCUAGACGAUUCCAUGGUCAAUCCCAAGAUAUCACCGUCAAAUACCUACGGAGCGGUGGUUCUUGGUGGCACCUUCGAUCGUUUACACGACGGCCAUCGCCUUUUCCUCAAGGCGUCGGCGGAGCUGGCAAGGGAGCGGAUUGUUGUUGGAGUUUGUGACAGCCCAAUGCUAACUAACAAGCAGUUUGCUGACUUGAUACGGCCAAUUGAGGAAAGGAUGCAAAAUGUUGAAAACUACAUCAAGUUUGUUAAACCAGAACUUGUAGUGCAAGUUGAACCUAUUAUUGAUCCCUAUGGACCCUCAAUUGUUGAUGAAAAUUUGGAGGCUAUAGUUGUAAGCAAGGAGACAGUGCCAGGUGGGCUGUCAGUUAAUAAGAAGAGGGCUGACAAAGGCUUUACGCUCCUAAAGAUUGAAGUUGUAGAUCUACUUUCGGAAGAAUCUAGCGGAGAUAAGCUUAGUUCUACUACAUUAAGGAGGCUUGAAGCUGGGAAGGCGAAAAAACAAGAAGAGGGUUUUUGCAAAAUUUUUGCAAAGAUGAAUGACUUAAUGACAGAAUCGUUCUUAAGUUAUGUGGAACUGAAAAAGCAAGCCCAGAAGGAUUUUGAACUCGAACUUGACGUGGAAUCUGGCUGUCUCAACCCUGCAGAUGAACCAAACCUAUCUCAGUUCUUCCAAGAAGUUGCGGCAAUCAAGGCUGAAAUGGAAGAGAUCACUAAUCUCUUGAUUGAUCUCUAUGCCCUUGAUCAAGAGUCUAAGUCCACUCAUAGUGCCAAAGUUCUUCGUGGCCUGAGAGACAGAAUGAAAUCAGACGUUGUUAGUGUUCUUAGAAAGGCCAAGGUUAUCAAAGCAAGGCUAGAGUCACUUGAUCGAUCCAAUGAAAACAAUCGCAGGAUAUCAGAACUAUAUAAAGAAGGUAGUCCUGUUGAUAGGACAAGGAUAUCAGUCACCAAUGGCAUGAGGGUUAAACUGAGGGAGAUGAUGAACGAGUUUCAGCUCCUGAGAGAGCGGAUUUUAUCAGAUUACAAAGCUGAUUUCAUGAGACGGUACUAUACUGCAACAGGAGAGGAACCCAGCGAGGAAGUCAUCGAACAGAUCAUUUCGGGAGGUGGGGAAGUUCAAAAAUUUGCAGGAGCAGGGGUAGAUGUGAAUGAUAAAGAGAGGCAUGAGGUUCUGAUGGACAUAAAGAGAAGCUUGACAAAGCUGCACCAGGUGUUUCUUGAUAUGGCUGUUAUUGUUGAAACACAAGGAGAGAAGAUGGAUGAUAUUGAAGAAAAUGUGGCAAAGGCAGGAAACUUUCUCAGUGGAGGAACCAACAAUCUUUACUAUGCCAAGCAGAUGAAGGAGAAGAGGAAGGCCUGGGUUUAUUGGGUUUGGGCUGUGAUGGUGAUCAUUCUCUUGGUUUGUAUUGUUUCAAUGUUGGCUUCUUGAGAGAGGAUAUAUAUUAUUUGAAGAAGUACAGAGUUUUUGCCUCUUUGGAUCAUGCAUAGUUGAGUUUUUAUAGUUCAGGAAGUGAUCUUUCACUUUUGAGUAGAAUUUUGGUAGAUGAUUUGUAUGUUGCUUCAUGGGUUGUAAUUGGGUCAAAUUUUCAGUAAUUCCUGAAUUUUAUGGUGAAGUCACCGUUUUGAAUUGAGCAAUAGAUUAUUGAAAAAUU
Messenger RNA from Hevea brasiliensis (rubber tree), 1877 nucleotides. RefSeq names its product syntaxin-112. The record is from RefSeq and is a predicted model, not a curated record. The transcript has 7 exons. Gene Ontology annotation, biological process: biosynthetic process; intracellular protein transport; exocytosis. Gene Ontology annotation, cellular component: SNARE complex; plasma membrane; endomembrane system. The coding region runs from base 218 to 1654 and encodes 478 amino acids. Lineage: Eukaryota; Viridiplantae; Streptophyta; Magnoliopsida; Malpighiales; Euphorbiaceae. Gene Ontology annotation, molecular function: SNAP receptor activity; catalytic activity; SNARE binding.